UCUCCAGUUUGGAAACCUCUGAAAUACCUGCAGACAGCAAACGAUCAGAGGGAUGAAACACAAUCCAAACACAGAAGAUACAACUCUUCUGGCUACAACAUCUGUCCAAUGUCUCCCAACAAAAGCCAAGAAGGAAAAGAAGAGGGAAGCAGCUGCUUUUAUUCAUGGAGCACAGCUGCCACGGCAGGCGAGGUCAAACGGGCGAACAUCGCAUGUUGGAAUUGGUUCGUCCUCGAAUGUCCAGAAACAAGCGACUUCCAGGAGGGAAAUCAACUCAGCGGCUGCCACAGCUGCUCCUGCUUAUGGAUUCAGAUAAACAUUCCUGAGCUGCUGGAAGGACAGGUCCAGUAAAGCGGGAGAGGGACAACACGUGCUUCAGCACCUACAUGUAGAUGAAUUCAUUUGACCUCGUUUCUGUGGGGACUGUCGUGAAGGCUUUAACUGACCAUCUCCUCCUCAAAAUGAAGUAUUUUAUCUCUCGGCUCUAGAAUCAGGUCAGAGGAACACAAGGACAGUCAAGUAUAAGAGGACAAAUAAAUUAAAGAAAACAUUUUGUGAAAGUAUACAACUAACAAUAUAGACGCAGUUACAUGUAUCACUAUGACUGCAGGGUCUAUGCACCUUUUCACAGCUUGAAGACAAACUGCAUUUUUUUUUCACUUUGGGAAAUCAUUGUUAAUCUCAUCUGCUUUAUCCCCUUAACUUGUUACAAUCAAAGUGUCGGAAAAUAGUAAAUUAGAUUUGCUUAAACCAGUCUGGAGUCCCCGGACCAUAGUUUGGUACAGUUAGCUUACCAAAGGACUGUGUUAAAAAAUAAUAAUUGGGUUAAGACGAUUUAUACCACAGCAGAUACAGAAAACUACAAAUGAAACAAUUCAAUCAUAUAUUGUCAAUCUCUUUAUGUUAAAUAAAUUUAAAAAAUAUGACAUUAUUAAAAUAAUUAGUCAUUAUAUCAUCUAUAGUUUGAGUCAUGCAGAACUGAUGUGAUCGUUUCCAUAGCAACGAUCAGAAGCAAGACCUUGCACCAGAACUCGAGUGAGGUCAUUCGUGACGUCAUAGAUGACCUCAUGAGGUCAUCAUAGAAGGUCUAUGAGACUUUAAAUGCGUGUAACUCAGUUCAUCUUCAGUCAGGAUCUAAACAGUUCUGUGAAACGCAGCUUUGUGUCGGACAACAAUUUUUAGGAUUUCAGAGAUGCCUUACCCCUUAAUUUUUCCAAUCGGUUUUGGACUUGGUUACCUGGUCACAACAGGUAUGAAGAAACUGUUUGACCAUUACCUUCCUGGAACGGACUUGGACCAGAGUGCCUCUCAGGAUGAGAGCACUUCCUUUGGGAACAAACUUUCAACGGUUCCCCAAGCCAGCCAGAAAGUUGACUGUGAAGCCUCUGCUUUGGAUUGGACUAAGACAUCGUCUCUCGUCGCUACUCAGGAUGUGAGUUCAGUCUCUGGGAACAAUUUGCCCGUUGUUCCCAAAGAAAAAACUGACCCGGCUGGGAAAGUUUGUUCUGUCAAGAAGAAAGUUGACUGUGAAGCCUCUGCUUUGGAUUGGACUAAGACAUCGUCUCUCGUCGCUACUCAGGAUGUGAGUUCAGUCUUUGGGAACAAUUUGCCCGUUGUUCCCAAAGAAAAAACUGACCCGGCUGGGAAAGUUUUUUCUGGGACUGAAUUCACAGAGAAACCUUUGAUUUCGUCGAUUUCAUCUCUGGCUUUGUCAGAGAUGAAAUCGCUAGAUGGCAGAUUUUCCAGCGCCUCUGACUUGAAAAGUUCCUCGGACGAGGAAUUUAUUUCAGAGGGACGAAGAGUUUACAAUGAAAACAGAGUCCUUGAUCUGUCUAUGAACUCAUUGUUAAAGCGUAGGGUUUCUGUUGAUUCUGAAUUGAGCUGCACUCCGGACGGGGAAGCUGGUUUGACGGACAGGAACAGCACUGAAACCCCAGCUAAUGAUGGUUCUUUCACGUUUCCCAAAGACAAAACUACCCCAGAUGGGGUAGUUGUCUCUCAGGAUGAGAGGAAAGUCUUCGGAAACCAUUACUGCACCGUUCCUCAGGAUCAAACUGACCCGGAUGGGAAAGUUAUACAUGAGGAACAAAGCAGAAUAAGACGGACAGAGGGCGACAUCUGUAGAUUUGCAAACCGAUUUAACAACAGCUGGAUGAGUGCCUGUUUUCAGAGCGUUCUCAACCUGAGCGUCACCAGACGGUGUCUGGCUCAGAGACACCCGUUUAAAGAGGCUUCUUCUACCCCGUACUCUGCCAGUCUGAUCCACACUGCCAUCCACCAACCAGGGAAAUACUUUUCCCCAGCAGAAAUCUCCCCAGUUUUGAUGGAACUGAAGGAGAGAGAACCGUCACCGGAGUUAGGAAAACAAUUUGAAAUCUCGUGUUUACUGGAAUCGAUACUAGUCUGGCUCGACUCGUACGGUGGCAGCACAGAUCGGGAAAUGUACUGUGAAAACACCUGCACCGGAUGUGGGACAUCGUUCUCAGAGCUGCUGAAUAACGGCCCCCUCGUUGUGCUUCCGUCCUCGACAUCACUCAACGACACCGCUUCACUUUUUAAUAACUGGAUAAAUUUGUGGGGCCAGCCUCACUGUUCAACCUGCAGGUCAGGCUUAAAUCGGAAAAAUGUCCUCAGCAACAACAAUGUGAUCGUCCUGUUUCUGCCACGGUGGUCCAAAAGAAGAUACCCAGUGAUUCCCAAUCCAAUCAUCGAGGUUCCAGGAAAAAGUGGAACCGAGUUGUACAGUCUGUCGUCCGUCAUUUGUGGUGAUGCUGAGUCAGCUCACUUCUACAGCUAUUUGAUUCGGGGACAACAGACAGUAAAGGUGGUGGAUGAAGAUGUCCUCACUGCUGGUACACCCUGCAGAGAGGACAUGUAUGAAAGGGGAUUUCUUUAUGUUUACGAGAAGCAAACGAAUGCAGAGGAACCCGACACUGACCACCUAAACACACCCAGUCUGACGGAUUCUCCUGCCCCUCCUCUCCAAAAUCAUGAAGACUGUUCUGGAGAGGAGCCAGAACUGCUAAAUUUGAAAGAAGAGAAUAGCGCAGAAGACAAAACAAGCGGCCAUUUUGAGGGAGAAGAAAUGAGAGUGAGUCAGAUAGAAGAUUGGGGUCCAGAAAUAUACAGCAGAAUAGAUGAAGAAACUUUCUGGGAGGAUUUAAUGCCAAUGUUUUUGUUUUUGUUUAGUUUGUGCUGUGUGAUAUUUCCUGGUCUUGUUUUUUACUGGGCUGGUUAUUCCACAAUGUUCUGUCUUACCAUUGCUUUUUUCGGUUUACGUGUUUCUAUAUUGGGAUUUUAAAUGGAAGCAUUGGCAACUUUUGUACCACUGGUAAAUAGAUUUUACCAGUGGUAGUUUGAAGUUUCUCUCCAGGCGCUGCGGCUUCCUGCCAUAGUCCUAAAAGAUGACUGUCAGGUUAAUUGGUCAAAAUAAAUUCUCUUUAGGUGCGAAUAAAAAAAAAAAUUUGUAAUU
Molecule: messenger RNA, 3472 nt
Organism: Xiphophorus hellerii (green swordtail)
Lineage: Eukaryota; Metazoa; Chordata; Actinopteri; Cyprinodontiformes; Poeciliidae
Exons: 2
Coding region: 1193-3301 (702 amino acids)
Source: RefSeq, a predicted model, not a curated record